AUGCAUGUAUACGAGAAACGGAUCUUGUUUAUGCUCGUAUUCGUUUUAUUCGAAAUCAGUACUUGGGCUUUCCUGUUUGCCUGGCGCCUGGAAAGUGUUAUCUUGGAUCAAGCCACCGAUAAUCACAGUACAGCUCUUUAUCAAGUCAUCGAUCCCAGUCUAGCCAUUAUACCAAGAAUUUAUAUACUUAUACUAGUGCUCAAAUCAUUUACAACACCAUCUGAUCCUCUAUCACCUUCCAAGUUCACCUUAUACAAUUAUCACUUUUUAUUAUUUUUUUCUAUGGCUAUUAUCUCCUCCUUUCUACGGUGUUUCUCUUACUUUGUUAUCACACAUGGCGAUCACUGGGUAACAUCUUGGACUAUAGAGACAUCAUUUGCUGUAACGAAUCUGGUGAUCAAUUUGAUUUUAUGGGCCACAAGUGCUACGGCGCCGUCUGAACUGGAUCAGGGGGAACUUUUGGAUUUUGAUGAUACGGAUGAUGGUGUCAUGGUACUUCUUGAUGGUCGAGUGGUACGAAAUGGCCGCAUACUUAGUCUCGAAGCAAAUGCAUCCGUUUUAUCCUGCAUCACUUUUCGUUGGAUGAAUUCUCUUCUGCAUGAUAAAACCAACAAACAACCCCUGACUUCUGAUCAAUUAUGGUCUCUACCACUUCGAUUACGAUCUCAAGAAAAUGACAAACAUUUUCGUGCCGUCUCUAAUUCGAUUUUAUUAUCAUCAAUGACAACAACUACAACAACUACAACUGGAACAUUAUCUUCCUCUUCCUCUUCUUCUCUGUUAUCAUCAUCAACAUCACCUUCUUGGUCACUAGCGUAUCAAAUCUAUCGUUCGAAUCAACAGGCUGUUAUGCUACAAUUUGUAACUGCCAUUACUGCUGUUCUAUUUCAUUACGCCAACCCCUAUUUCCUACGACGACUUUUACAAUAUAUUCAAGAUCCACAGGAUCAACCUUAUUAUACUGGUUACCUUUACUGUUUUGCCAUUUUUGGAUCAAGCAUUCUUAGUACCCUUGUGGCGUCUCAAACUUUACUAUGGGGUAGACGCUGGCAUGUCUCCUUGACCAAUAUGCUCGACUCCUCUAUUUAUGCUCAUACCUUGAAGAUGCCUCAUUAUGGAAAACAAGGGAUAGAUGGGACAACACUGGAAUCAGAUCGACAUGAUACAAAUGUUCGACUACAACAUGAUGCGAAAUUGAUGAAUACGGAUGUCGAACGUCUAGCGGAAUUGGCAUCUCAUUUGCAUAUCUUCUAUACUUGUCCUUUGGAAAUUUCUGCUGGUAUUAUUUUUCUUUAUCAUAUUCUUGGUAAUUCGUUUUUUGUUGGCUUGGUGGUGAUGACUGUAACAUUACCUGUGACCCAUUUUAUUAGUCGGAAGUUGGCUCGAAUACAAAAACGGCUGGCUGAAGCAAAAUCAUGGCGAAUUCAAUUACUACGUGGAUUCUGUGAAGGGAUCCGAACUACCAAAUUUUUGGCUUGGGAACGAAAAUGGGAACAGAUGAUUAUGACUGCCCGCGGUGAAGAGCUUGUUCAAUUAAUCAAAUUGUAUAGUCAAAAUGCAAUUCUGGGUUUGAUAUGGUUUGCCACACCUAUUUUCGUUACCACCAUCUCUUUUGCUUGGUAUACUUUAGUUCAAGGAAACAAGUUGGAUGCAAGAUCCAGUCUUGAUAGAAUUUAUUCCUUCCUGAACUUUACAGAACAUUGGAACCAAAACAACAACAGCAAUAACAACACCAACAGCAACAACAAUGACAAUAACAAUAACAAUAAUUCAAUGACUAGUAUUCAGCACAGGUCAUAUGAGGAACAAGUCAAAGUUGGGUUUAUAGGUGGAAUCAUCAAAUCGGGUCCAGAUCCAAGACAAUUUCAUCAUCGUCAUCAUCAUCAUCAUAUACUCGAUAUAGUAACGACAGCAACGACUAGAACGAGCAACAACAACAACGAUGCCAGUACACCCGCUACAAUGGUUGUUCCGACAUUUGAUUUUCCACCGGGAGAACUUUCCGUGAUUACAGGCUCAGCAUCCAGUGGAAAAACACGACUUAUUUAUUCUCUACUCGGUGAAGAUGAGACAUCUUUUGAUGGGCAGGCUAUUUUACCGUCUCGAUUUUUGGCAACACCACGUGCUCAUUUAAUCCAAGAUCCUCAUUAUCCUGGAUUAGCCUUGCUCAAAGUGGCUUAUGUUUCUCAAAUUCCUUGGUUGGAAACUGGUACUAUUAGAACCAAUAUUCUUUUUAUGGAACCUUGGGAUGAUGCACGUUAUCGAUCAGUACUUUAUCAGUGUGAUUUGAUCAAAGAUUUAUCUCAAUUGGAAAAUGGUGAUUUAACUACUGUUGGAGAAAAUGGGACUACUUUAUCUGAUGUAUUGAAAGGAAAGAUAUCAUUAGCUCGUGCAAUGUUUUCUAAAGCCAAGACGGUGAUCAUUGAUGAUAUAUUCUCAAAUCUGGAUAUGUCCAUGUCCAACCUUCUAUUGGAAAGAUGUACUUUGCAUGAUGGUGGAUCUGCAAAUUUGAUGAAAGGUCGAACAUUGAUUAUAGCUACACGUUGCGAUCUUGGAUUAUGGGCACAACCAGCGAAAUUAGUGAUAUCAAUGUCAACAUCAGCAGCUGCUGUGAAAAUACGCAUUGUGGAUCAAGAACAAUAUAUCAAGGCAAUGAUGAUUAAGCAGGAUAACAACAAGGAACUUGAUAAUCUACAGAAGAAGGAACUCAAACAACAUUUUAUGGAUGAUGGCGAUCGUCGUGGUACGGAUACAUUGCUGGAAGGUACAAGCAGCAGUAGCAGCAGUAGAAUGGUAAUGGAUGAAGAUUAUUUUGACGAAGGAUCAGUGAUGCGUGAUUCGAUAUUGGAAACAGAUGAUGAAUCGCAACAACAUGGGACAAGAUCAAGAGAUUUGGCAUAUGCAACCUAUUUUACAGCAUGUGGUGGAUGGUUCUUUUGGUUAUCAGCGGUAUCUUUGACAGUAUUGACAAGAUUAUCUUCUUUAGGUGAAAGCUAUUGGCUAAAGGAAGGUAACACGUGCCAAACUUUCAAGAACUAA
Halteromyces radiatus is the source of this 3039-nucleotide messenger RNA. RefSeq lists its product as uncharacterized. Gene Ontology annotation, molecular function: ATP binding; ABC-type peptide transporter activity; ATP hydrolysis activity. Gene Ontology annotation, cellular component: membrane; fungal-type vacuole. Lineage: Eukaryota; Fungi; Mucoromycota; Mucoromycetes; Mucorales; Cunninghamellaceae. The record is from RefSeq and is a predicted model, not a curated record. The transcript has 10 exons. The coding region runs from base 1 to 3039 and encodes 1012 amino acids. Gene Ontology annotation, biological process: transmembrane transport.